Daphnia magna is the source of this 672-nucleotide messenger RNA. RefSeq names its product WW domain-containing protein C660.06. The record is from RefSeq and is a predicted model, not a curated record. The coding region runs from base 48 to 452 and encodes 134 amino acids. The transcript has 2 exons. NCBI's taxonomy places the organism in Eukaryota, Metazoa, Arthropoda, Branchiopoda, Diplostraca, Daphniidae.
AAAGCGUUUGUAACCUUGUGUUAAGUUGUCGAGUGCCUUCCUGGCUUAUGUACGGAUGGAUUCCUGUAAUCCAGCUGCUGAUUCCCUAUAAAAAGGCAGCGGUGCUGAGACGUAAUCGACAGUUCUUCCCGAACAACAGCAACAAGAUGAUCCGCAACAUGAUUGCAGUUUUUGCUUUCCUCGUGGUGUUUGCAUCGAUGGUCGUUGAAGCUGCUCCUUUCUUGGGUCUGAUAGAAGGUUUGCUUGGCGGACAUGAUCAUCAUCAUGACCAUCACCACGGACAUGGGGGCUAUGGUUAUGGUGGCUACCCAAGCGCUUACGGAGGCUACCCAGGUUCUUAUGGAGGCUACCCAGGUUCUUACGGAGGCUACCCAAGUUCUUACGGAGGCUACCCAGGUGGUUACGGUAGUUACGGUGGUUACGGAUAUGGUGGACAACAUUACGGCAAAUAAGCCUGUUAAACCAAAGACAACGCCCAGAGCGACAAAGACAAUAUUUAAAUGAAAUUAUUGACUGAAUCCUCAACAUUUUCGGAUGAGAUUAUAUUAACAAUAAAAGAUAAUUAUUCCCGUUUGUAAAAAUUGCUGUUGUAUCAGUUUAAUAAGAGCAAGAAUGAUAAAAAUUACGAGCCUGAAAAUAAGCACACAAUAUAAACAAAACGUUUCAAUUAUA